CCAAAGUUCAGCAGACAUAUUCAUCAGGAUAAAUAAUAUUUGUUGCACGAGAAAUGAUACCACAAUGGAUAACAAAGGGGGUUCAAUUUGCCGUGCGCGUUACUGUUAUGUUCGGGUAUAUCUGUUUAGCCAGGAACCAGUUCGGAACCACAUCAGUUGUAGGGCCUGCGUUUGUGAACAGGGAGGUUACACUGAAAGUAACACCGUUCUAUCGUUGGGGGUGUGACGUAGAAUGGAAAUACAGAAUGAAGGGCGUUACACAAUUUCAAACAUUGAAUGGACCAGGUGUUGAAAUAUAUUCGGAAGAUGGGUCCUUCUUUUUGAAAUUGGAAACUUUCAUUGAAUACAAUGGAUCUUACUUUUACGCCGGAUGUUCAACAAAUGCAACAAUAAGAUCAAGCUUAAUAUCUUUAAAUGUGAAAGAAAUUGUUGGACUAUGUGGAGCCCUCGUGAUUCUAAGCCCGGUGGUACGCGGCGCGGACGUAAAGCUUGGAUAUUUUCCGUCUGACUAUUCUCUACGGCAUCAACUAAGCACUAGACGAACAUGGAAGAGAAAUGUCGAUGAAAUAUGGUUUCGAGAAGAUUCUUACGAAGAGAAAAUAAUUUCUGAAUAUUUGUACAUAUUGACUAUAUUCAACUUUAAAAAAAGGCAUGAAGGGAUGUAUAUGUUAUAUUGUAAGUCUGGUGCCACCACGGAUUUUGUGCAUCUUCUUAUUCCAGAGCCACCAAGUUACCCAAUCAUCGGUCCAAAGUCCGCUGACUAUAAUACAACAGGAUGUAUUUAUGUGUAUGGAGAUUCCGACUUAUAUUGUCAGACUGAAAAUGGAACAGAACCUGUACAGGUGGCACUUUUACUAGGACGGGAUUCCUUUUCUCUUGCUGAAAGCGAACAGAAUAAAGGGGUUUACAUAUUCAGCAACGUUCAUCAACAAAUGGCUGGACUGGCGAGACGGAAUGUGACAUGUCAGGUUUCAAAUGCGGCUAUUGAAACACCUUACGAAGUACAUGGCAUUUUAUGUAACGUAGAGAAAGGUAGCCCAGCCGUUCUAACAGUUCCUGAAUUUCUUGAUGGUGAAAGCUCGACAACAAUCUGUGAAGUGCGCAAUGCUUUACCGGCUCCGGUAAUAGAAAUACGUGUUAGCAAUGUUUUGCUAUCUGAUGUUCAACAAACUGAUUUAUUUAAUGGAUCUUCUCAUACUUAUACAAGCACAGCAAAGGUGACAACGACUAACAAACUGUGGAAUGGAGAGGAAAUGUGUUGCACCAGGAAAACUAUUCACGACUUUGGAAUAGCAGAUCAUUCCAUAUGCAAAAACAUAAGUAUCAAAUGUGGUCCAACUUUGUAUUUGAACGCGACAUCACCUGUUGAUUUACAUCCGAAUAUUACAGUGAUCGUCAAAUGUUUUGUUGAUGACUGCAAUGCUAUAGGGAAAUGGAAGCUUCGAUGGGAAGGCGAAAAUAACACUGAAAUAAAGACUUGUAGACAAACAGAGGAAUGCCUAUUAACACUGAAUUAUACGGGUGAUGGCGAGAAGACAUACGUUUGCAGGGCAUGGAAUUCAGAGGAGUUUCUGAGAAAUUUAUUGACAGUUAUAGACACAAUGCCAGAGGAAGCAACCACCAACCCUGCACUAGUUGUUUCCCAACGGUGGCAUACGUCGGCCCUUUUCGCCGUAUCGGGAACAGUUAUAGGUGUACUUGCAACAACGUUUACCGUGCUUCUAUGUAGGCGAUGCAAACCUCAUGUUUAUGAAAUGCUUAUACGCCUAAGGAGGCCUACAGCAAGAGAGCGAAGUACACAUGUGUACGAUGUUGUUCAGUCUAAUAUUGAGACAAAUGCGCUUUACAAUCUGACUAGAGUGUCUGCAAGUGCAACAGGAAACAAACAUGAACCGUCACUUUUGGAUAUGGAAGGAAACAUAGGAAACCCUUACGACUAUGUGGAUACCCCAUUAGCUCAAAGUGACCGUCGGACAAACGCACCGGAUGCAAAUUAUAUACAUGCUAUAUAACCGAAUUAGUUACUGAUCAAAAUAUGUACGGUGCAGAUGGAUUUGUGUCAUUUGAUAAUCAUAUAAUCAUUGUAAUUUCGCUAACCGGUUCAAGGCAGUAACUUUAACGUUUAUUAUUUGUAAAUGUUUUGGAAUUGUUAUUAAGUGUGAUUGUAUUACGUCAUUCUUGCUUCUAAUAUAUUGACCUAUUUUAUAUUAGAUAACAAUUAAGAAGUGCAUUGAAAUCAAAUAUAAAUUAUUCGCUAUUUCCGAAUCGCAGCGUAUCAUUUAUUCUUUAUUUAUCAUCCCAAGUUUAUGAAACGUUAAGCUGUCAAUUUUAUUUAUGGUGAUGACAGAAAACACAUUUUAGCUUUCUACUCUCUUUGGCAAAAUUCAUCAAUGCUUAUGGAUUUAUGUGCCUUAUGGAGUGCACUGGUAUCCAGUCUGGUUGAAUCGUAGCACUAUUACUCUGUCUGUAUUUAUAUUCAUUCAAUUCCAUUGUUCGUAGCUGGUCGCUGAACACUAAAAGUUUGUAAUAAGUUUAUAUGUUAUUUUAUAGGCAUAUAUAUAGAUAGGUUAAACCAUUUAAUGUUUGGACAAUGUUUUAUUUUGGGAUCCUGUAACACUGGGUACCUUCAUUGUAAAUGUGACUCAGGUUUUUGUUAUCACUCGCUGAUCAUUUAUUUAUCAACGAUACAAUGGUAUUUGUAAUACAUUGGAAUUAAGAUAUAUUUCCUUGUUGUAUUUUGUACACAUGAAUGACUGUUUUAUAGGACUUAAUUCGUUUACCUUAAACCAUAUA
Molecule: messenger RNA, 2793 nt
Organism: Mya arenaria
Lineage: Eukaryota; Metazoa; Mollusca; Bivalvia; Myida; Myidae
Exons: 9
Coding region: 54-2012 (652 amino acids)
Source: RefSeq, a predicted model, not a curated record